AUGACGUCAAUAUUCAAACCUCGUCCUGGGAAGUCCAGUAUUCUGGCAGAGAAGUCUAAUAUUCCCAGUGCUGAAGAGCUCACCAAGAAUAAAUUCUAUUGUGUAUCACGGUUGCCAGGAUUACCCAGUGUUUUCAAAACCACCUCCUUUUCCAAUGCCUAUUCAGAUUCUGAAUCAAAUUAUGCAGUUGUUGUCAGUGAUGAAUCAAUCUACGUAUGGUGUUACAAAUCAAUUGAUACGUCUCCCCUUUCCAUUCAUUUCCCCAUCGACAAAUCAUUGUUUGAAUUACCAGUGGCUAUUUUAACUCGUCCAUCAAGUGGGACGGAUCAAGAUCCAGGUCUUUUGAUGGUUGACUCAAUUACAGGGCUAAUUAAAUUUUACGAAAGUGUUCAACAUGCACCAACUUUGGGAUUGAUCAAUGAUAAGUCAUUAGAAUUACAAAUGAAUCUUCAACCAAAUGAACAUAUAACAUUGGUCGAAAAUGUUGAGCCAGCGGGAAUAGCUGUGGCAACUUCGCUACAAAGGUGUAUCCUCAUCUCACUCAGGGAUUACAAAAGUAAACCGCACUUGUCAACGAUAGAAUUGGCCAAUCCGCACAAGGGUUUCCUUUCGAAAUUUUUUAGACAUAAUGAAGGUGAUAUCGUGGCAAUAAGAUCUGCCAAAGUGGAGAACAACGACACAUCACAGGUUAUUAUUAUUUUGGACUCAGUUGGCUCAUUGUACUCAGUGACUUAUCAUUUGUUGUCAUCAACAGCAGCCCCAUAUGUUGACAAGUCCUCCUCGUUCAAGCAAACAUUAUCCAUUGACCCAGACACCUACCCCGGCAGUGGACCUGCAGCAAAGUUUUUAGACAUUUGGCCGAUGAAAGAUGACAAUUACUUUCUUGCCUUGGUACGAUCGAGCGAUGCUAUAUUGUUAGCAACGUUUCGUGCUGAUAAAUCUGGUGCGCUAUACUAUGGCUCCCAUCAUUUGAAAACUAAUGAAAUCAUCACAACGACACCACGGCUAUUCUUACCCAGACCUGGAAAAACCGCGUUUGUUAUUAUUGGUAACUCAGUUAUCAUGACGGAUUUGGAUACGUCUUACAUAGAGCCAAAAGAUACCUUUACAUACACAAAACCACGUUGGGAGGACGUAAUCAGAUUCAAUCCUGCGACAAAUGCAAUAGGGUUUGGAUAUGAAAAUCGAAGCGUGAAUGCAAACCCGUCCAUAAUAGUUAUUACUGAAAAUUAUGGUGUUUUGAGAGUGGAAAAGUUCCCGGAAACUUCCAAAAAGGAGAUCAACUAUGAUCAAGCUUCGCUUGUAAAAUCACACAUUGAACAAGCAAUAUUCUUUUCUGAUUCUAUGGAGAUUGAUUUUGAUUUGAUACAAAAAGUUGAUAGAUCAGUGGUACACAAUGUUGUUAACUCUAUCAUGAAAGAAGUCAUGACUUCGUCGUCGCCUUAUUUACCUGAUACGCUUCCGGUGACAACGGACUUGACUCAACUAAAGGUGAAGAUCUUGACUGAGUUGAUUGCGUUUUGUCAGCGCAACUUCUCCAACGAUGCACCCAUGAUUGCUGAAGUAGUUAAGAAUUUGGAAAAGACAAACUGUGCUUUGAACUUGUGGAAAUACCUUGAUGCUAAUGAGGCGUACAUGAACGAAUUUAAGAAGGUUUUGCCUGAACCAAGACAGUUUUUCAUUUCAGAAAUUGAAAAUAUAGGAGAGGUAUUGGCCUCGUUCAUCGGCCGAUUAAAAGAAACCGCCCUUUCGACCUCCUCCUUGAUAGUGAGUACCCUUUAUGACGGCGUGUAUUUGAACAGUGUGAGGUAUAGUGGUGGAGUUGGAAAGUUGUGGUUAUUCGACACUGACUUACUCAAGAAUGUUGAAUCACAAUUUACGCAAGCAUACGUUGUUGGGAAUCACAAUGAUAAACACGAUGCGUUUUGCAUUGUUCAACUCUUGUACUAUUUCUUUACCAAGGCUAUAAAGUUCACGAAGGAUCAAAGAAUCGAUGAUAAGUAUCAAGAGUAUAACAAGUUGUAUGAGGAAAAGAAAAACGGUUGGACAACUGCAUUAUUAAAGUUGGGAUUAAUAGAGGAAGCAACGGACAUUGCAGACAAAUAUCAUGAUUUUGCAUCCCUUGCGAGGAUAAUGGAUACACAGAGAGAGACAAGAUCAGUCGAAGAUUUGAACUAUGGGUUCUACUUUGAAGAAUUUGGGUAUCCGUUUGCUGCCAGUGUUUACGAAUAUUAUAUUAAGAAAAAUGAAAUUCAAAAGUUGUUGUUGGAGUUUAGCAAUUACAAGCCUUUUCUUUUAAAAUUUUUUGAGGAGAAUCCAAAAUUGACAUCGAAUGUUUCAUGGAUACGAUACUUGGUUGAUGGAAACUUUACACAAGCAUCAAAAGCGUUGGGCUUGGCUGAGUCAUACAAUUCAGAACUGAUUGAUAAUCAGUUAACACAGCUCUCUUUGGGUAAGCUAUCAGCAGAAGCAGCUGGCUCUCACACCGUGAAGGAGUUUAAUGAUGAAUUAAUGAAAGUUCGCUAUCAGAUUGUGAUACGAAAUGCUGUUGCAGGGGAUGGGAGAAUCGCUGCUAUCAAGCAAACAAACUUUGUUGAUCACUUCAUCAAUGCCAAUAUCAGUAAAUCAAAUGCUAAAUCCCUAGCAGCAAACGUGUUUGAUGCAUUGGUUGAAAACUAUCGAUUGCCAGAGCUGUUAUUAAUUGAAUUAUUGACGAUUAUUGAACCAAAGUUUUUGACCAACAAUGGCUUUGUAUACGCUUUGAAAGUGGCACAAACAUUUUCAAAUGAAGAGGUUGUUCGCGAGUAUAUCAAUAUUAUAUUAUUACGUCUAUUAACAUUGGGCACGGAAGCUAAGUACAACACUAAUGGCACCGACGAGGAGAUCAAACGUGAAGUUGAAUCAAGUUUAUUGUUCAAAACUCUUCUGAAGCAGCCACACGUCAUCACUCAUUUAAAUCAGCUAUUGCAGAACGUUGAAUUAAGUGGUAGCUUGAAUCAACCUUUAUCUGAUUUUAAUAAUGGCUUGCUUGACAAGUUGAGAAAAAGACUCAACAAUGAUUCUUUCAAGAUAUGGGUGCAUUUAGUCGAAGAACAAGCCAAAAUCAUCUUAAUUUGA
Molecule: messenger RNA, 3117 nt
Organism: Lodderomyces orthopsilosis Co 90-125
Lineage: Eukaryota; Fungi; Ascomycota; Pichiomycetes; Serinales; Debaryomycetaceae
Exons: 1
Coding region: 1-3117 (1038 amino acids)
Biological process (GO): poly(A)+ mRNA export from nucleus; transcription-dependent tethering of RNA polymerase II gene DNA at nuclear periphery; protein import into nucleus
Cellular component (GO): nuclear pore outer ring
Molecular function (GO): protein binding; structural constituent of nuclear pore
Source: RefSeq, a predicted model, not a curated record